Molecule: messenger RNA, 3043 nt
Organism: Eutrema salsugineum
Lineage: Eukaryota; Viridiplantae; Streptophyta; Magnoliopsida; Brassicales; Brassicaceae
Product: probable serine/threonine-protein kinase At1g09600
Exons: 7
Coding region: 692-2824 (710 amino acids)
Biological process (GO): positive regulation of transcription elongation by RNA polymerase II; protein phosphorylation
Cellular component (GO): nucleus; cyclin-dependent protein kinase holoenzyme complex
Molecular function (GO): cyclin-dependent protein serine/threonine kinase activity; ATP binding; RNA polymerase II CTD heptapeptide repeat kinase activity
Source: RefSeq, a predicted model, not a curated record
CUCUGUCAUUUUCUGCUUCUUCUACAGAUAGAAUCCAGCUGCUUCUUCUUUUCUCUUGGUUAUUCUGUUUGCUUAUUUGAAUCUCCUAAAAUAGACAAGAGAAAGAAACCUCAUUUCAUCCGUUAUUGCCCUAAAUUUCUUAUAGGCCAUUCGCAAUUUCAGGAAUCACUCACAUUCGAUUCCAAACUCUCUCUCUCCAAUAAUCUUACAAUCUCUCUUUCUCUCUCUCCGUGAUUCUUCUUCUUCUCUACUGACGAAGACUACCCGCAAUUUCAAUUUGUUUUUUCUUCAAAAGAAAAAAUAAGAAAAAAGUGAGACCCAGAAUACCUAUCGACGGUUUAAUCGGAAUCAGACUUGCUGAGCUUGCAUUUCCCAGUUUUUUUAGAUCUACAAAAUCUCCUCUCUUUUCGUUUCCUUUCCUCCAGGAUUUCAUUACAUUUGAAUUUUUAGGAUCUGCGUCAAAAUCCAUUAAGUUCCGGGAUUGGAUUAUUGGUAGAAUCAUCCAUCUAAGUUCGAAUUUGGUAUAAAGAUCACAAACAGAUUUGAUAUAAAAGCUCGAAUCUUUGUUCCCUGUGGGGAUUGGUGGUAGGAGGAUUUGCUUUUCAGUGAGGAAGAACAAGAGGUUAGAAGCAUAAGGAGGCUAAUUAAACCAAGCAGUUUCCUGAUUCCGAUCAGGAAACUGUGGAGAAUUAUGGGUUGCAAUUGCUCGAAAGGAACACGAGCCAAUGAUAGCGAGAACAACAACAACAAUGUGAAGGAGAGAAGACGCAAGCCUAAUAGUAAAACCACCCCCAAGAAGAAGAAAAACUCUGCUUCCUCGACCAAAGCCGAUGUAGGAUCCGAGGAAAGAGCCGGCUUUAUCAACAACGAACCCACCUUUAGGUUGUUAUUACCCACUGAUGCCAAGAACAAUGCUUCUUCUACUCCCAUAUCAUCUGAUGAGGCUGAGAAGAAGGCGAACCUCGAGAGAAAAUCUUCCAGAUCGGUGUUCCAGAGACGGCCCACCAUUGACACCAAUAAACUAGGGACGCUGCAACAACCUAAGAUGACUAGAAUAAGCAGUGUUAGUAAUGGAGAAAGAGGAGCUCAGGUUAUGGCUGGUUGGCCUUCUUGGCUAGCUGCUGUUGCUGGAGAAGCUAUCAAUGGAUGGAUUCCGCGUAAAGCAGAUUCUUUCGAGAAGUUGGAAAAGAUUGGACAAGGGACGUAUAGCAGUGUGUACAAAGCCCGGGACUUGGAGACGAAUCAAUUAGUUGCACUGAAGAAAGUGCGGUUUGCUAACAUGGAUCCCGAGAGUGUUCGGUUCAUGGCAAGAGAAAUAAUUAUCCUACGAAGGCUUAACCAUCCCAACGUUAUGAAGCUUGAGGGUUUGAUCACUUCGAGGGUAUCAGGGAGCAUGUAUCUUAUAUUUGAAUAUAUGGAACACGAUCUCGCAGGCCUUGCUUCAACCCCUGGGGUUAAGUUCUCUGAGGCACAGAUAAAAUGCUAUAUGAAACAGCUGCUUCAUGGUCUAGAACAUUGCCAUAGCCGAGGUGUAUUGCAUCGUGACAUCAAGGGCUCUAAUCUGCUGCUUGACCAUAACAACAAUCUCAAAAUUGGUGAUUUCGGUCUUGCCAACUUCUACGGGGUCCACCAGAAGCAGCCUCUCACUAGCCGUGUUGUGACUUUGUGGUACCGUCCACCUGAACUAUUACUCGGGUCAACAGACUAUGAAGUUACUGUGGAUCUGUGGAGCACAGGAUGCAUUCUAGCUGAACUCUUUACUGGGAAGCCGAUCAUGCCUGGAAGAACCGAGGUAGAACAGUUACACAAGAUCUUCAAACUCUGUGGCUCACCUUCUGAAGAGUAUUGGAAAAGAUCGAAACUUCCACACGCCACCAUCUUUAAACCUCAGCAUCCUUACAAGCGGUGUGUAGCCGAGACAUUUAAGAGUCUUCCAUCUUCAGCGUUGGCCCUAGUUGAAGUUCUUCUAUCUGUAGAACCAGAUGCCCGUGGAACCACAGCUCAUGCACUUCAAAGCGAGUUCUUUACGACAAAGCCUUUUGCAAGCGACCCAUCAAGUUUACCAAAGUACCAACCGAGAAAGGAAAUUGAUGUGAAGCUUCGAGAGGAGGAAGCAAGACGAAAGAAAGGCACGAGCGGUAAACAGAAUGAGUCGAAACAAGUAUCUAAAGCUGUGCCGGCUCCAGAUGCCAAUGCCGAAUCACUGGCAUCAAUACAAAAACGUCAAGGGCAGAAUAACCAGACAAGCAUGAGUGAAAAGUUCAAUCCUAAUGAAGAUGCGGCUGGCUUCCGUGUCGAAGCACUGAAGAGUGGAACCGCACAAAACGGUUACACGCGUUAUGGAGUGUCUUCGGUUAAUAGAAAUGGAGAGAAUGUUAUGAUUGGUUCGAGUCGGUCUCCUCCUAGAAAAGAACUGAGAACACAACGGUCUUUUGUUCAACGCGGAGCAGCUCAAUUGUCAAAAUUCUCAAACUCGGUAGCUGCUAGAGAUGGAUCACAUUUCGCUAUAGCGAAUCCACGGUGGCUUGAAGACAGGUAUAACAAUAAUAACGGAAGGCAAAACGAUGGCGAUUGGUCCCAGCGUUUGAUGGUUAAGCCAAGAGAUUCGACAAAAGACAGAGAAUCUAUACCGGGUCACGGCGAAAAGACAGAGAGAAUGAACUACUCAGGGCCAUUGGCUUCUGCAGGAGGAAGCUUAGAUGAUAUGUUGAAAGAACAUGAAAGACAGAUUCAGGUAGCGGUUCGAAAAGCUCGGGUGGACAAGAAGACGACUAGGCAAGAUAAUGCACAGACUCGAGGGUUUAUUGCUGCAAAUAGCAGGUGACAUUACAGACCAGACGAUCGAAGAGAAGAAAAGAAAGAAAGGAAGAACGAAAGUUUGAGGUUUUGCAAUGUAGAGUCAAUUGAUUGAUGAGUUCUUGUGUGAAGUCGAAAGCUAAAAUUGUUUAAUUUGUUUAAUUUGCUUCAUUCUUUAAAAUCUAUUAUCAAUGUUAGUAGAAUUUUCCUCUAGUAAAGUCGUGAUUGUAGUUAAAAAAGAAAAGAA